Molecule: messenger RNA, 3221 nt
Organism: Ctenocephalides felis (cat flea)
Lineage: Eukaryota; Metazoa; Arthropoda; Insecta; Siphonaptera; Pulicidae
Gene: Snoo
Product: ski oncogene
Exons: 2
Coding region: 596-2512 (638 amino acids)
Biological process (GO): negative regulation of BMP signaling pathway
Cellular component (GO): nucleus
Molecular function (GO): RNA polymerase II cis-regulatory region sequence-specific DNA binding; DNA-binding transcription factor activity, RNA polymerase II-specific; SMAD binding
Source: RefSeq, a predicted model, not a curated record
CACGACGCAGCGUGUUCCGGUAUGCGGUCGCCCGAUUUGAAAAAUCGCUCGUAACUCGGCUUCUCAUCGGGGUACGUACAUGCGGAAAAUGCAUCCAACAAGUCGAAGAUUUCAUUAUUCGAUUAUUUUAGAAAUCAUGCACGCAGACCUCGCGGUUCCUGAGAUAUGACGGCUUAGACUGAUGCGUGUUUGCGAACGAUCCGAGACAGUGGGGGGAAAUACGCGCAGCUCGAAAACAGCGUACCGUGGCUCGCCGCACAGGCCGGGCCGAAUGAGUAUUCAGACACGUUUAGUCAGUUCGACGGAGAAGGUCGGUCGGUGUAUGUCGUAUGUGUUAAGUUAGCGCGCGAGGACGAUAGCGAUUUUUAUUAUUUCGUCGAGGUGCUAUCGUGACGGUUACGAAUAUCGCGAUGAAGGCACGAGUGCGAACGAUGUCAUUGCGCGAGAGAGCUAAAGUAUCGAAACGUGAUCAGUGAUUGUAAAAUUAGUGUGAAAACAGUGAUAUGUGAAUUACUGUAGUUUUUGUUGUUGAACAUAAACAAAUGUGUGUGUAUUCUGUGUAAAGUACCGGUCAGCUCCGUGCCCCAAGGUCAGAAUGUUAGAGAUGGAGUUGGUGCCUCCUCAUCUGAAAUCUGUGUUGCAAACGUAUCAGCACAGCGCGACGAGGAGUCUACAAGGACCUGGUCUGUCGUUGAUCGUGCCAAAGAAAGAGCUGGCGUCGCCGACUUCCGAAUGCAAAGAGGAACCUGUCGUCCUGUUUCCUGCGCCCGUCCAGCAACAGCCGAUUCUAUCGGCACCGGACACUGGCCGUGGCGUUCGUUCCGAAACGAUUUUAGAAGGCGAAUCGAUCUCUUGCUUCAGCGUGGGCGGCGAGAAACGUCUGUGUUUACCUCAGAUUCUUACGAGAGUUUUGACAGAUUUCAGUUUGGAUCAGAUAAAUCGGAUAUGUGAUGAACUACAGAUUUACUGCUCUAGGUGUACACCUGAGCAGUUGAGCGAGUUGAAAGUGACCGGCCUUUUACCAAAAAACGCGCCUUCGUGUGGCCUAAUAACGAAAACUGACGCCGAACGACUUUGCAGCGCUUUGCUUCACCGGACGGCGGUCAGGGCGCCUUCAAGUCGUUCUCUUGAGAAUAUGUUUUCGUUCCGCGUUUAUCACGAAUGUUUUGGAAAAGCCCGGGGUAUCUGCAGACCGGAACUCUAUACCACCAAGGAAGCGGGUUGUAUAGAAUGCACGGAAUGUCGUUGUUUAUUUUCACCGCAGAGGUUUGUGUGUCACGCACACAGGGACUUGGAAAACCGUACAUGUCAUUGGGGAUUUGAUUCUAACAAUUGGCGGGCGUAUUUGCUGGUGGCCGAAGAUCAGGAGGAUCGAGAGAAAUUGGAAAAAUUACUCGACUUUUUGCAGGAGCAGUACGAAACGCCAUCGUCGGAUGUCAACAAUGCAGCAGUUGUCAACGGACACAAACGCAAACAGGUAAUAACAGAGCCGCAACCUUUGUGUAAAGGAGAAAGUCAAUUGAAAAAGCCAAAGCUGGAAGAUUUUUAUGCCUACGUCUACGCCAUGGACCCGCAACAAUAUAUCCAAGCAAUUUACCAGUAUGAUCAUUACUCAAGGCGCACUGGCGCAUCUGCCUUUCACCCUUGGCCAUCGCAGGGGGUUAAUAAAUCAGGGACUAAAGUGCGUGAUUCACCUAUUUUUCAACACACGGACCGCCUGCUUCCCCAAGUAGACCGUGAACGAACGCUUACGGCGAACGUUACCAAGAAGCAGGACAGUAUCAGCCCUCAGCCGCCGGAAGACGUGCAGAAAGCUGAAUUUGAUAACAAAGAGACUGGAACCCUGGACAGAACGGAACCAGUCGUCACAUGUGCCAGCAAAUCCGAUUCGGACGAAACGCCAUCGGGUUCCAAUGAAAUCACAUCCUCUACGUCCCCGCCGUUGUCACAGAGUAUUGUCUGCGAGCCUCCCGAGCGGCCUCUACCGGAUUCGCUGUUGCGGGCGUUACCCGAAGAAGCUCGCAAAUAUAUAGAGAGAUUGCAGUGUGAAAACGAAAAACUGCGACAAGGCCAAGCGAACAGGGACCGGUUAAUAGAACAACUCAAAAUUCAGCAAAUGGUAUUCACGAGAUCUGAAACCAGCAAACCGUCGCCGCCCGUGCAAGAGGUUACCACAUCGCAGGACCGUGACAUCGAAAUCGCACAGGAGCCCGACUUAGCGUUGGUACCGCAAUCGGAACAGGAUGGCAAAAUGCUUUCUGAAACAUUGGUAGAACACGAGCCCUGUGGACAACUUUCCUGCGGCGACAGCCAAACACAGAAUGAUGUGACGGUCGGAGAUAACAGCGAGCAGAAGGAGGAAGGCGUGUCGGAACGCAAUUCUGACUACAAGUCAGAAAACGCAGAAAACGUACAGCCCGUACACCAGUCAGAAUCGGUGCCCGGGGUUGAACCCGAUCGCCAGAAUGUCGAAUCGAACCGUCCAGCAAACUCGCCAACUCCGACCGGCUAGAGUCUGCAGAGUGUGCAGAGUCGAUCUACACACAAUCUCUUACGUCAGGGUUCGCAAUUAAAUGGCAAAUCUGACACUAUAAAUUUUAGUGAUUUUAUAUUUUAGUGAUACAGAUUUUAAGGAUGAAAAUCGUUUUUGAGAUUUGAUGUUAUUGAAAACGUAAACUGUGAAAUUAUAACGUUUUGUUUGUUAUGAUAAUACUUUGUGUUAUUAUAACUGUUAAUAAUAAGUCGUUCAAUAAUAAACUUUUUGAUACCGCUACUACAAUUUGAGUUAGGAAUAGCGUCAUGGCUGUGCAAAAGUUGUGUAUAUAAGUUUGUUGCAAAUGAAAGAUCGAAGAUGAGUGUAAUGGGUGUGCUUUUAUAGAAAACAGUUUUGAUUUAAUUUUACAGACUUUGAAGACCCACCAUAACCUCCUUUUUGAAAAAUAUAAUAUAAAUUUGUAGGCCAGUUUAAUAUGAUUAAUUAUGUAAAAAUUUCAAAUAAUAUUAUUUGUACAAAUAUAUAUUACUAUGGUAAAAUACUACACUUAAAGAAACUUGUACAUAAUAUUUAAUUCAUUAAAUAGCUCUGUAGCAUCGUCAUUACUUAGUAACUAAGAAGGACAGUGUCAUAUUCUGAGCAAUGGGCAAUUUUUUCGCUCAUGUUAUAUACGCGUUUGUUGAACAAUGUUUAAUGCGCCCACAAUUUUUUUUAUUUAAAAAGAAAA